AUGGAGAUAAGAAAGCCUCCUGUAUCUGCUAGAGGUCCUUACAGGUCAUAUGACACAGAUGACCUUACUAGAGCCUUCCUUGCUGUGAAAAAUAAGGAAUUGUCUAUAAGAAAGGCUUCAGUAAUAUAUGGAGUACCUUUUGCAACACUUGCAGAUAGGAUUGCUGGACGGAUCAGUGUGGACACUGUCAAGUCAGGGGUGUUCCCACUCUUUAGUCAGGAGCAGGAGUCUCUUCUGGCUCAACAUCUUAACACUAUGGCUGAAGUGGGAUAUGGUUAUACCCGCCAGGAAACCAUGAAUUUAGCCACAGAUUAUGCCAUUGAACUUGGAUUGAGAACAAAGGAUGAUAGACAUGUGUCUGACAAGUGGCUUUACAAUUUCUUGGGACACUGGCCAGAACUUAAAUUGAAAAAGCCUAGAGCAUUAGAGAUUGCCAGAGCAAAGAGUGCAACUAGAGAUGCAGUUGACAAUUAUUUCACAGAACUUAAAAGAAUUUUAGUGAAAUAUGAUCUUGAAGAUAAACCGAACAGAAUCUUCAAUAUGGAUGAAAAAGGACUGAAUACUGAACAUAAGCCACCAAAGGUUGUCGCUGGAAAAUUUAACAAGACACAGGCUGUAACUUCAGGCAAGUCCAAGACAACUACUGUCAUUGGGUGUGUCAACGGGAUUGGACAACAGGUUCCGCCCUUUUUCAUUUUCCCAGGUGCACGCAUGAUUGAUGGAUUGAUGGAAGGCUCUACUCCAGGAUCAAAGGGCACAGUCUCACCAACUGGAUGGUCAAAUACUGAAAUUUUCUGUCAGUACAUGAAAGACCAUUUGCUGAAAUACCUUCCUUCACGUGAUAAUGACUUUGUGCUAGUCCUGUAUGAUGGUCACAACUCACACUGCUCUCUUGGACUGAUAGAAUGGGCCAAGUCAGAGAAAAUCAUAUUGUUUGUGUUGCCGCCUCACUGUUCACACAUCCUCCAGCCCCUUGACGUGAGCUGUUUUGGCCCUUUCGAGGUUGCCUGGAAUUCUGCUUGCCAGAAGUACAUGAGAGAGUCAGGCGGGCGAUUGAUAACCAGAUAUGAUGUCUGUCAACUAGCCUGCAAGGUAUAUUCAUCUACCCUCACUGUGCCAAAUAUUGUUGCUGCUUUCAAGAGAUGCGGAAUCCAUCCAUUCAAUUCAGCAGUUGUCAGUGAUUCAGUAGUAGCACCAGCCACGACCUUCAAAUCCCAGAAUCCUCCACCCACAGAAAGUUCAGGAAACUCCAAUGUGCCAAACUAA
Messenger RNA from Mercenaria mercenaria, 1266 nucleotides. RefSeq lists its product as uncharacterized. NCBI's taxonomy places the organism in Eukaryota, Metazoa, Mollusca, Bivalvia, Venerida, Veneridae. The transcript is spliced from 2 exons. The coding region runs from base 1 to 1266 and encodes 421 amino acids. Gene Ontology annotation, molecular function: DNA binding. The record is from RefSeq and is a predicted model, not a curated record. Gene Ontology annotation, cellular component: nucleus.